This is a messenger RNA of Phodopus roborovskii (desert hamster), 1824 nucleotides long. RefSeq names its product kelch-like protein 24. The transcript is spliced from 2 exons. The record is from RefSeq and is a predicted model, not a curated record. Bases 1 to 1824 code for a protein of 607 amino acids. Gene Ontology annotation, molecular function: protein binding. NCBI's taxonomy places the organism in Eukaryota, Metazoa, Chordata, Mammalia, Rodentia, Cricetidae.
AUGGGCAUUCAGAAACAAGGGCACAACUCUGAAAUCCUAAAUAAAAGUAACCGAGAGGAGCUCGGAGUGAGUGAUUCCCCAGACGCUAAGACUAAAGAUUUUGAAAUGAACCCCAAAUAUCUCAAAGGUCGUGAAUAUUUCAACUUCUCUUCAGGAUCAUCUCAUGCUGAGAACAUACUCCAGCUAUUUAGUGACUUCCGAGACAAGAAAUUAUUCACAGAUGUCAUCAUAUGUGUGGAAGGACAGGAAUUUCCUUGUCAUCGAGCAGUCCUUUCUGCCUGCAGCAGCUACUUCAGAGCCAUGUUCUGUAAUGACCACAGGGAGAGCAGAGAAAUGCAGAUUGAGAUCAAUGGCGUUUUUGCUGACGCUAUGGAGUGUAUUUUGCAGUAUGUAUAUACUGGAAAGGUGAAGAUCACAACAGACAAUGUCCAAAACCUAUUCGAAGCCUCCAGCCUCUUUCAGAUUGAUGUUCUCUGUGAUGUGUGUGCCAAUUUCUUAGAGGAGCAACUUGACCCUUGCAAUUGCCUAGGAAUCCAGCGCUUUGCCAACACCCACUCACUCAAAACACUCUCUGCAAAAUGCCAUACCUUUGCAUUGCAGGCUUUUGAAGAUGUGACCCAGCAUGAAGAAUUUCUUGAGCUUGACAAAAAUGAACUUAUUGAUUAUAUCUGCAAUGAUGAACUUAUUGUUACUAAAGAAGAGAUGGUGUUUGAGGCUGUCAUGCGCUGGGUCCAUGGAGCUGUUGAACAUCGAAAGCUGCUAUUACAUGACCUCCUCACCCACGUCAGGCUCCCUCUCUUAAAUCCUAAUUACUUUAUUCACACAGUGGAGGUGAACCACCUGAUCCAGAAUUCCCCUGAGUGUCAUCAGUUGCUGCAUGAAGCAAGACGGUACCACAUACUUGGCAAUGAACUGAUGUCCCCGAGAACUAGGCCACGCAGGUCAACUGGCUACUCAGAGGUGAUCGUUGUGGUUGGAGGCUAUGAAAGACCUGGAGGAUUUAACCUUCCAUAUACUGAGUGUUAUGAUCCAGUGACAGGAGAAUGGAAAUCGUUGGCCAAGCUUCCAGAAUUUACCAAAUCAGAGUAUGCCGUCUGUGCCCUGAAGAAUGAUAUUCUUGUUUCAGGUGGGAGAAUCAACAGCCGUGAUGUUUGGAUUUAUUACUCGCAGCUAAAUAUCUGGAUCAGAGUUGCUCCUCUAAAUAAAGGCAGAUGGCGCCACAAAAUGGCAGUCCUUCUGGGUAAAGUGUAUGUUGUCGGAGGCUACGAUGGACAAAACAGACUUAACAGCGUAGAAUGCUAUGAUUCAUUUUCAAAUCGUUGGACAGAAGUUGCACCACUUAAGGAAGCAGUGAGUUCUCCCGCCGUUACCAGCUGUAUAGGAAAAUUAUUUGUAAUUGGCGGAGGACCUGACGAUAAUACCUGUUCUAAUAAGGUUCAGGUUUAUGACCCAGAAAUCAAUAGUUGGCUGCUUUGUGCAGCUAUACCAGUUGCCAAGAGGUGCAUAGCAGCUGUCUCUCUGAACAACAUGAUCUACGUUGCUGGUGGUCUGACCAAGGCCGUGUAUUGUUAUGACCCAGUUGAAGACUAUUGGAUGCACGUACAAAAUACAUUCUCUCAACAGGACAAUUGCAGUAUGUCCAUAUGUAAUGGAAAGAUCUAUAUCCUGGGUGGAAGACGGGAAAAUGGUGAUGUUACAGAUACUGUUCUCUGUUACGAUCCUGAGACAAGUAUUAUCUCAAAGGUAGCUGUAAUGCCCAGACCUGUAUCCUAUCAUGGAUGCGUAACUAUUCAUAGGUAUGAUGAGAAAUGCUUUAAGUUCUAA